Topomyia yanbarensis is the source of this 17207-nucleotide messenger RNA. Its product is annotated as cyclic nucleotide-gated cation channel alpha-3. Gene Ontology annotation, cellular component: intracellular cyclic nucleotide activated cation channel complex; plasma membrane. The coding region runs from base 1853 to 4687 and encodes 944 amino acids. Gene Ontology annotation, biological process: monoatomic cation transmembrane transport. The transcript is spliced from 12 exons. Gene Ontology annotation, molecular function: cGMP binding; intracellularly cGMP-activated cation channel activity; protein-containing complex binding. NCBI's taxonomy places the organism in Eukaryota, Metazoa, Arthropoda, Insecta, Diptera, Culicidae. The record is from RefSeq and is a predicted model, not a curated record.
CAAAGCGGCAGAGUGUCCUUCCAAAUGGUGCGUGUCUUCUGUGUCUGUGCUCCAGUGUGUGGAAUGGUGCAGAUAUCACCCUGCGGUCGUUUUUAAUUAGGUUUGUUGGUCUGGCUGGAAAUUCCGUACGGAAAAAUGCGGAAAAACUGGACAAAGCAGAUGUGUUUGUGUGUGUAUGCGCGCGAGGGGUUAACUUGAAAGGGCACAUAUUAAUAUCUGGAGCAGCCCGUUGAAGCUUAAAAUUUUCUUUGGAUAAGAUUAUUCAGGUUUUUUCUGUGUCGGGGAAUGCUAUGAAGGAUUAAAUUUUGUAUACAAAACCAUUGCCCCGAGGAACUAUUUCUGGAAGAGGUUUAGGCUGCCAUAGAAGCUCAAGUAAAAAGAAAUGUUACCAUCCUUAUAGAUUCAUUCCCAAGAACAGCAGUGAGAGGAUUCAGGAAAAGUUAAAAGAAAUAAUUGUGUUAAUAACUUGAAAAAAAAAUGUGUAAGUUUUUGUACUUGUGGCGAAAAAUGAAAAAUGCUAGCGUCUGCUCGUGGUUGGCUCGAAACAAGUUCUGAGAUGGGUUAAGUCAACAUGGGUUUCAGCAGUGAAAAUUCCCUGGUGCUGUGCAAUAAAAAGCGACAUACGAGUUAGGAGAAAAAGAAAUGAUAACCGCACCAGUACCGAAAAUAUGGGAAUCCGUAUCCUAUCCUCUCGUAGAUUCAAGACACAAUACAUGCUCUUUCCGGUUAUGAUGGAGAUUUUCGACAAGAGCGAGAGAAACCUUUUCUGAUUAAAAAAAACGAUUACGGGGUAUAGCACAAGGAUUGUGUUUCCAGCGCAUUUUUGCUCCUGUUAUCUUCUUGUAGUGAUGAAGAACUAAAGCUGAGUUUCUGGGGGAAAAACAAUCUUAUGGUGGGUGCCAGCUAGAAUAUGUAAUGAUAUUCAUAAAGAAUUCACUCAAAUAUGUAGUGCGAAGUUUAGAAAGAAAAUUGCUCAUAUGUACAUACUAAACGAAGUGAGACGAUGGAAGUGUAGUGGAGUGGUAGCUGAGAGCGAAAAAGUUUCAUAGUUCAAACCACGCGUCAACGCAAAAUUCGGGAUAUAAAAAAAAGUUGGAGAAAAAAUCUGGUCGCUGAAAGUCUCGAAGCUUUUAUUUGGAUGAAGGAGUUUUAAGUGUGAAAGUUUGAAACAGUACGCUCAAGAGAAGUAGUUUCCUACAUCUGCUGCUACACUUGGCUGAUUCUACUGAUUGAAACCGGGUUGCUGUUGGAACGCCGUUUUGAGAGUAUUAUCCAUCCACCGGCAGUGAUGAGGACGAAAGACACGAGCUGCUGGAAAAGUUUCGUCGUACGAGAAAAAUGUCCUCCCGGCUUCAAGUGGGAUAAGAUUGCUUGAGGACAUACUGGAUGCUGGGGAAGAAGGUGAAAUUUGAACGUCGGUUGGAUAAGGGAAAUUCAAUUCGUUACGUAAUGUAUUUAAACUAAAGAAAAGAAUUAAUGGUGGUAAAAAGGUGAACAGUUUACCGCAACAGAGUGGAAGUGGAGUGAAAACGGAAAAGUAGGGAAAAAAGUUCAAAAAGUGGAAGUGUGACAGGGUUAAAUAAUUCAUUCCAAUCUGGUGAACUGAUAAUUAGAAGAAGAAAAAAAAAAUUAACGAGUGCGCAAAGAAUAAAUGGGAAAAGAGUGGGGGAGAAAAUAAAGGAAUAGUGAGAAGCAGUUUCGUGCUUAUGUACAGCGUUUGUGUGUUUGUAGCAGUAUCCUUUGCCCUCAGCUGUGUUGUACUUCGGAAAAAUGUGUCUUUCCUUUUUACACAGCACUGGAGGAGCAAUUGUAAAUAGGAGAAGAAACUUUUGCACGAGUUAGCGUCAUCACGAUGUCAACAGCCAAACGGCUGGUGCUAUCGCUAAGAGGUCGCAAGGAAUCUCAGAGUACCGCUGGAACAUCCUCCACGCGGCUAGUUUCGGCCAACAGUACCUCGCCCGGUCACGAACUCGACGAGAUUGCGGUGGUCUCCGGGGGUGCUGAAUCGAGCCACGUCUCCUACGGUAGUCUCUCGCUCGGUCACACCAAUGGGCCCCGCUACAUACCAGAUGAUGAUGGCAAGGCAUGUUUUGACGAUACGAAACUGUCGCGACAUCACUCGCACUCCCUCAACGGUACGGAUGCAGCGAUAAUGCAUCUGGCCCCUCCGCCCCUCGAAGCCGUUGGGUCCGACUUCAAUACCAUUCAAACGUCCUCGGAACACAAUCGAAACUCUGUGAGCCGUCAAAGUCUCAUGGACAUCGUGAGUGCCAAGCUUGGCAUGUCCGGUCCCCAGUUAGGCCAGAGCAUCUCGCAGCAAGGUUUCUUCUCGUCGCGUGAUAGCCUGGCGGCUUCGGGCACGUCCCGACCGCUGCAUUCCCAUGUCUCUGCCACCACAUCUGAGAUGGACCUGUCCCGGAAAGACCGCAAGCGGGAGCGCAGUAAGCUGAAAGCCAGCGACCAGCCGCUGCUCGGCUCGUGGAGCAGAACUGGGCCCCGGGAGUCCAACGCGCACACGAUGGCUGCGGCGGCGACCCGGGCGUCCAGCAACCACCUGGUGCCACAGGGCGUACCCGGAAGCACCUGCAACGGAGCGGAUCGAUACAUAUUCGGACGCCGGUCGGGCUGCUCGACUUCAUCCCGCAAGUCCAACGGCCGCCGCUGGUCGUUCGUGUUCGAUCCGGCCGGUCGGCUGUGCUACUACUGGUCCAUGGUGGUUUCGAUGGCGUUCCUGUACAACUUCUGGGUGAUCAUCUACCGGUUUGCGUUCCAGGAGAUCAACGGCGAGACGAUUGUGCUGUGGUUUUGUCUGGACUACUUUUCGGAUUUUUUAUACCUCGUAGAUAUUCUGUUCCACUUCCGCACGGGUUACCUCGAGGACGGUGUGCUGCAGACCGACUCGACCAAGCUCCGGCAGCACUACAUGAACUCGACGACGUUCUACAUAGACUGCCUUUGUUUAUUGCCGUUAGAUUUUUUAUACUUAUCGAUAGGGUUCAACUCGAUACUGCGGUCGUUUAGGCUAGUUAAGAUUUAUCGAUUCUGGGCCUUUAUGGAUCGCACCGAACGGCACACGAACUAUCCGAAUUUAUUCCGUUCGACCUCACUGAUACACUAUCUGUUAGUUAUAUUCCACUGGAACGGUUGUUUAUAUCACAUAAUCUAUAAGAAUAACGGUUUCGGCUCGAAGAACUGGGUGUUCCACGACUCGGAAUCGGCGGACGUGGUGAAGCAGUAUCUGCAGAGCUACUACUGGUGCACGCUGGCACUGACCACGAUCGGUGACCUGCCACGGCCCCGCUCCAAGGCGGAGUACGUGUUUGUGAUAGCGCAGCUCCUGUUCGGUUUGAUGCUGUUUGCGACGGUGCUCGGUCAUGUGGCCAACAUCGUCACCUCGGUCAGUGCAGCCCGCAAGGAGUUUCAAGCCAAGCUCGACGGUGUCAAAACCUACAUGCGCAUGAGACGGGUUCCCAAUCAUCUCCAGGUGAAAGUGAUCAAAUGGUUCGACUAUCUCUGGCUGACGCAGAAGUGCUCAGAUGAGGAGAGAGCUGUAUCAUGUCUUCCUGACAAAUUAAAGGCUGAAAUAGCUAUAAAUGUUCAUUUAGAUACACUUAAGCGAGUAGAAAUUUUUCAAAAUACCGAAGCGGGCUUUCUGUGCGAGUUGGUGUUAAAGCUAAGACCGGUGCUGUUCUCUCCGGGCGACUUCAUCUGUCGGAAAGGUGAAGUCGGCAAAGAGAUGUACAUAGUCAAUAGAGGUAGACUGCAGGUUGUCGCAGACAACGGAAAAACUGUUAUGGCUUCGCUGAAAGCUGGAUCCUAUUUUGGCGAAAUCAGUAUCCUCAACAUGGGUACGGCAGGUAAAGCGCUCGGUAACCGCAGGACUGCCAGCGUACGGUCGGUCGGCUACAGCGAUCUGUUUGUGCUCAGCAAAAAGGACAUGUGGGACGUGCUGAAGGAAUAUCCGGCGGCUAGGGUGCGGCUGGAGGCGAUCGCCGUCAAACGGCUCGAAAAGUACAAGAAGGCCCCGCUCGAGAAAGUUGCUAUGGGACGCUGCCAAUCGACGCCAGGAUUAGUGGAAACGCGGGGCCGUACCACCUUCGAGGACAUGUGGAUAUCACCGACGACGGCGAUUACGUCCGGCAGUUCGAUGGUACCGACAUAUCCACCGCCGCCGGGCAGCCGCAUGACCAGUCCCCGGUCCCAUCGUGGUGAACUGAGCGGCAGUCGACAGCCCCAAUCGCCCGGUUCAGUCAGUCCCAGUGUACAUAGUUCCGAGGAACGGCCUAGAAGUCGCACGACUUCCCAUCAAACAUCCCGGCCUCAGUCGCAACCGAGCCGGACCACCGGUAGGAGAAGCAUCUGUGAUGCUAGCGGGUUGUCCACCAACAGCAGAGACUUUCUGGGGCCACCGUGUGACUCGCUAACCCACAUUGAAUCGUCCGGUGCUACUCCGCUGCUGGGAUCUCACGAAGCUCUGGAGGGCGAAAUCAAACGGCUCCGAGAACGGUUGCAUACGGUCGAAUCGGAAAACUUCUCGCUGAACGCUAAACUGGCCCAGCAGCAGUGGGAGGUCGAACACCGGCUGGCGGAGAUCGAGAUGCAGAUCUGUGGCGCUUCGUCCGCGUCCAGCAUCAGUCAGGAGAAUGAAACCGAAGAUCUCGAGCGAAAUCGGGAAAGUAUCAUAUAACACGGAAGCGAGCUGCCUCAAAAAGUUGCCCUGGUGUAUGUGCGAUGCAUGACAUGAAUUGGCGCGAUGGUAUUAGUUUUGAUGGACAGAACAGGCGACGGUGUUCGGUUACUUUUCCUUCGGUUGGCCAAUCCUUUACCGCACGGCUCCUGUGUUCGGUCCAAAUGUUUGCUAGUUUCGACCUUCGGAGACCUGGUGGGGGAGAAAAAUGCGGAUGAUAGAAAAAACAACAGCAUUACGGGUCAUCUUUGACAAAAAGGCAGCUAUUCUAGGACUACGAAAGCGCGCGCACGGAAGCAGUCUUCCUACAGAUAGGUACCGUCGCACAGUCGGUAGGUUUUCAAACUGUAAAAAAAAACAAGCACAGUAGAUGAGGAAUAAAACGUGAACAAACGGAUGAGUGCAAACUCAUAUCACCAAUGGUUUGUCAAAAUUGAUAAUGUCACUAAUUCGGGUUCUAAACUUUGGAGAAAAUGAAAACAAGUGAGAUUACAUUUAAUGCAACUAAUCGUGCUCUGUAUGAUAGUCGAAUCAUUUCAUAAAUGUUUCUAUAGUGAUUGAAAGCUAGCGAAACCCAGUGUAAUUUAGAGAAGCCAACCGAAAUAGACAGCCAGGUGAAAUGUAGUUGUAAUUUCGAAGAAGGUACUCACUACUGUCGAACGAUGUAGAUUUUUUACUUGCCACGAAUCAGUUGGUGAAGAUUAGAAUAAACAGUAAACCACAGCGAACACUGAUUCUAACUAGUCAGCAAGCAUUAAAUUGUUGAGAAUGGUUGGCUAGUGCCGGCAGCCAAUCAAAAGCGUACUUUAGUUUGUUGUUGAAUUCGAGGAUACAUAUUAUUUGUUACGUGCUCGGUACUGCCGCCACCUACAGACGCAUUCACUCAACGAUUAAUCAAAUAGUAAAAACCCUCGCAGAGGAGAUAAUUGUGAAUAUUUCACUGUAAAAACAUGUAAAACUAAAGAAAUUAAGAAAAUUUUAUAACCUCAUCCAAAGUCGCGCAUUUCCAAGUUUGAAUACAUUCUGAAUCCUCAUAGAAAAUAAUUAAUCUUUCAUCGUAAACACGUCCGCAACAUUUUCUUUCAUCCAAUUGAAACAAUCCAGUUUUUAAAUUUUGAUACCUAGAGUUACUGACAAGAAAAAAAAAAGUUUUAUUCGUUCCAAUCUAUAGAAAUCAUUAGGCGCACGUGACGACGAUUAGCCUAGAGGAUAACUCGAAUCCGACGUAAAUUAACUCUUCAUAUCUCAUCAACUAAACUAUUCGUCCGGUUGAUUUGCGAUUAGGGUACAAGCAAGCAAGCAUCAUAAAGCACCACUCAAAUUUACUAGGCGAUGAUUAUUUGUUACACUAAGCCAUUUAAAUUCAUGUAUCAAUCUCAUUCGAAUAACUGUAGUUAAUAAAUAAUACGGUGGAAAUCGAAGUAAAACAGCAACAAAUAAACUUCUGCGCAGGAAUUGUUGAAUCCUCCGAUGAAUGCCGACUUUGUGCGAUAAGUUUUAUAUGAAGAAAUAAUGUUUUAAUCUGUUAACAAUUCGUUGUUGAUUUCGAGAGAAUGUGGUCUUUUAAUUAUGACGGAUAUUUAUUGCUAAUUUGAAAAUGAAAAAGCUUCAAAAGCUCAAUUGUUGAUAGAUGUUGAUGGUUGAGAUGUUGAACAGUUGUCGAUUUGCCAUCGGAACUGUGUUUUAGAAGAGAGGUUAUGAAACAGGAACAGGUUUCCACGGUUGAAUCGCCAAGGCUUGAGGUUUUUAUUAAAUGGGUCUACAAAACUGUAGAGCAUCAAAAAUAGGCAUUUUUUGGAUUUUUUUUUCUAGCGCAGUGAAGAGAUGAAUCGAAAUCCUGUCAAAUGAGUUUUUUAAUACUAAUUGUGUAGUACAAAAAAAAUAUUUUUUUACGUAUUUUCUCAAGCUGACAGCUGUGCACUAGAGAUGAUUGGGAUUCAAGUUUUUCGAAACCGAACCGACUUGAACUCGAGUGACGGUGCCGGUGGUUGAGUUGUAAGCGUGACCGCCACUCAUUCCAGUUGGCCUGGGUUCAAUUCCAGCCGAGGUCGUUGAGAUUUUUCUGAGGUGAAAAAAUCUGUGGUCAGGUCUUCCUUCGGUAGGGAAGUAAAGCCGUUGGUCCCCCGGUCCAUGAAAUUGGUGGAUCGAUAUCUAGUAUCUAGUCCAGGUAGUUGGAAUCACCUCUCUGAAGUCGGUAAAGGAGAAGUAGAUCCAACUAACUCUAUACUCUUACUAACAAAAAUAUCCUCCUCGUGAUACAUACUUGUGGAGUGCGCAGUAGUAUAUACGGCGUCUAGCAAAAGCAAGUAUCGGACUAACCAUUCCUUCCCUUUCCUUCCGCGAUCUACGUUCGGGCCUGGCCAGCGCCGGUAUUGAUCAAAAACACUUUAGAUUACCAGGAGUUUGCACAUUGAAAGAUCAUACUCAGUUGCGUUUCGGCUUCGCCUCAUCAGAAACCGACACUAACUUAUUGUCGGAAUAGAUUAGCGUCGGCUUGACGCAAAUCCCUUAAAACUAAAACACACUUUGUGUUUCAAUCGAACGACUGACCAAUCAAGAUGUCCUGUUCGAGCAGAAGUUCUGUUUAUGCCGAUGAGACACAGUGAAGCCGAAACUUGUCUUGGCUUAGCAGGCCUAUGCGAAAGCACUAUGCUAUAUUUCACCCUAAGGUGAAAGAUGUUUCGCUACUCCCAAGCUUAAUUAUCUACUGAUUCCCUGUGCAACUUCAGCUAGUCCCGAUCGAUAACGGAGCAGCAGCCAGGGGUGGUCGCACAAGCUCAACAACAAGCUCAAGCUCAACCGAACCGACUUGAACCCGAGAAUUCGAAAUUUCAAAAUCAGGUAUCAGAAUAUAUUGGCUCAAAUGCACGUUCCCCGCUUGUAGUCGGGGAUUUGUGCCUUGCCGUAUGUUUUCGUAAUUUCCCUGAUCGGAAGGAAAAGAGAAGGAGAAGGGAGGGAGUAGAAUUGGCAGGGUAGGGAAAAUGGCAAUACAUACCCAAAGAGCAUAUAAGUUGUACUCACACGUAAAAGGCCGCGUGUCACAGUGUUGAUUCAAGAAGCGUAAGAUGAUUUUUGAAAUCAUUGGGCGACGGUUUUUCCAAAAAAGCUUUUGUAGAUCGCACCUAUAGUUGCAGUGCUCAGUUGAAGCCCAGGACAGCACGGAUCAUUUCCUUUAACCAACCUGUUUAAAUUGACUAAGCAGGCUCUGCGCUAACAUAGUCAAUCUUUGCACUUGCUCUGGCCAAUUAGUCGGCCCAUUCAUUACCAGUAAUACCGGAAUGUCCCAAACGAGGCUGAUCGCAUUAUCAAUACUAAGUUCCUCUAGUUGAAUUCGGCAUGCAAUCACUAGCUUGUGCCGUAAUUUGUCCGACCUUACGUACCUUACCUUACCCUUCAGUAUAGAGCCUUGUUGUCUCUUGCUGUAUGCAGAAGCCGUCUCCACUCCACUCGGUCCAUUUCUGCUUGUCGCCAGCCUCGCAGUCUUCGAAGGGUCCGCAGGUCGUCCUCUAUCUGGUCGAUCCAUCGUGCUCACUGCGCGCCCCAUAUUGUAGUUCCUGUCGGAUUGCCCUCAAGAACCAUCUUUACUAGGUCGUCGUCCGACAUUCUUACGACAUGUCCAGCCCACCGCAAACGUCCUAUUUUUGGCGGUAUGCGCGAUGUAUGGUUCUUCCAGCAGCUGAUGCAACUCAUGGUUCAUUCGCCUGCGCCACGUUCCGUCUUCUAUCUGCACGCCACCAUAGAUGGUACGCAAAACCUUUCGUUCGAAAACUCCAAGGGCGCGUUGGUCCUCCACAAGCAUAGUCCUGGUCUCGUGGCCGUAGAGGACAGCCGGUCGAAUCAGCGUCUUGUAGAUAAUCAACUUCGUGCGGCGGCGAAUUUUGUUCGACGUCCUCCGGAGUCCAAAGUAGGCACGAUUUCCCGCUAAGAUUCGUCUCUGAAUUUCUCUGCUGGUAUCAUUGUCAGCGGUUACCAGUGAGCCCAAAUACACGAAUUCGUCGACCAUCUUGAUUUCGUAACCGUCAAUCCGAACUCAGGAUGGGAGGUUCACAUUGUCGUCUCUAGAACCUCUUCCUCAUGUAUUUUGUCUUCGAAGCGUUGAUGGCAAGUCCAAUCCUGCUGGCUUCGGCUUUCAGUCUGAUGUACGUUUCCGACAUCGCCUCGAAGUUCCGUGCCAUUAUGUCAAUGUCGACGGCGAAGCUAAGAAGCUGGAUGAACUUCCUGAAGAUCGUGCCACUCGUGUCUAUCCCCGCUCUCUUUAUUACACCUUCUAACGCAACGUUGAACAGCAGGCACGAUAGAACAUCACCUUGCCGUAACCAUCUUCGAGAUACAAAGGGACUCGAGAGUGUCCCUGAUACUCGAACAACGCACAUCACCCGAUCCAUCGUUGCUUUGACAAAUCGUGUUAGCUUAUCCGGAAAACCGCACUCGCGCAUUAUCUGCCAUAGCUGAUCUCGAUCGAUUGUGUCAUAUGCCGAUUUGAACUCGAUGAACAAAUGAUGUGUGGGCACGUUGUAUUCGCGGCACUUCUGCAGAACCUGUCAAAACGCGAAUAUUUGGUGGCACGGGAACCCAUGAACCCCGCUUGAUAAUACCCCACGAACUCUCUUGCAAAUGGUGACGAUCGGUGGCAAAGAAUUUGGGAGAGGACCUUGUAGGCGGCGCUAAGUAGUGUGAUCGCGCGGUAGUUGCAGCAAUCCAACUUGUCACCCUUUUUUAGAUUGGGCAAACGACACCCUCCAUCCACUCCUCCGGAAGAAUCUCCUCCUCCCAAAUUUUGGUAAUUACUUAGUGCAGCGCUAUAACCAGUGUUUCACCACCGUAUUUUAAUAGCUCGCUGGGUAGUUGAUCUACACCGGCAGCUUUGUUGUUUUUCAGCCGACCGAUCUCCUCCUUGACUUCUUGGAGAACAGGGCCGGCAGCCUAUCGUCUUCUGCGCGUGCUACAAGAUCAGUUGCCAUGCCGUGUUCGUCCUCUGCUGAUUCACCAUUGAGUUGAUUCUGCAUUGUUCGUAACGGUUUGUUUUCUAGGGCGACUUGUUGGGCCUUCCCCAACCCCCUGUCUCGCCUCAGGACCAUCGUGUCAGCUCUGUUUAGAGUCCCACGCUGACACGUGGACGAUACAUCAGCCGCCCCUAACAUGGAAAAUAGACGCUGUUUUGAGUCGCCCCUAACAUGGGGAACAGACGCUCGGAUGGACUCACCCUCCGAAGAGAGGACCCCCCCCCCCUUCUCUGUCAGCAUACGACGAUGGUCCCACCGGGGUUGGUUACCCGAUCUUUCCUAUGGUUACGCGUACCCCAGCUGGUACUGCGGGGAACUAGAGAUAGGAGUUACUGGGCAAGAGGCUAAGGACCACUGUGGCGAACCACCGGUAUAUAUAACGCAUUGCUCAGUCAUUUACUAACCAAAUUUGUCCGACCUAAGGGCCUUGAUUGCAACGGGACAAUCAGAGCGGAAGAGUAUAACUUUACCGGACAAACUCUGUUGAUGACCCGAUUGUAACCCGCACAUAACCGCGAAGAAAUACAGUACUGUAUCUACCUAGCGAGUGAGACUGUUCCAAUCUCAUUUUACGACAGUAGACGCGCGCAGCAGCACGCACAGUGGCACGACGAGUGACAAAACCCCCAAAAUCAACGUCUUGUAAUUAUUUUGUGAAUAUUUAUUUUAUUUUUCUCUCUGUUUGCAUAAAAGUAUCUCAAAAAUUUACGAUAAUCGGAUGAAAAAUGAAUUUUUAAUUAGAAUUGCUAGUACCUUAGAAUUUCAAAUAGCGAUAUCUCAAGAAUUACACAGCCAAUUGGAGAAAUUUUAAGUUCAUUGGAAAGAAGAAUGAAUAUGCUGUGGAUGUGAGAUUUUUGUGCAAAGCUGAUUUACAUCAAAAAAACCCAAUUGAAAAAUUUUAUAUCAUAUCAGUAAUUUAUCUUUAUACGUCUUCCAAUUUUUGAGAUCUUCCAUGGGUCACUUAUCAUGAAUCUGACUCAAAAUUUAGUGUAGUUUCAAGAUAUAUAGGCCUCAUCUUGCGCAUUUUUGCGCCGAAGUUGGUAUAUCUAUGUUUUUGAAAAUACCCAUAUGGAGACGCCCUGUAGCUCAUAAAUCUCCUUACAAAUUAAUUGCCUAAAUAACGUCAUAUUACUGAAAAAUUAGUGGUUUUUACUAGUUUUGUCAACCAUUUCUGCUAUCCGGUGUGAUUGGCUACUAUGAUUAACGUCUAUAUUAACCCUUUAACGACCAACGCUCUCAAAUGGUUGUAAUAAAAGUUGUCGAAAAAAUGAAAUAUGGAAUUUCAAAACUGACAGCAGAAAUGGAUUCAGCGACCCAAAAUUAGUUAAAAUCCCAAGUUUUAGCCACAUAUACCAAUUUUUAUAAUUUUGUCACAACUUUGUAUGAACAGGUGCCACUGUGGCACGUCCCUCCAUAAGAGACCCGUCAAUAUAACAGGCCACUUGUGGCGUUUGUUGUUGUCUCUCCAUAUAGCCAGACAACCACUUCUCUCGAGAGGGAAUCUUCACAUGGAAUGUCCUGUAAGGAAAACCACAUGUGAGUGCAAUAUCGUUGGGAGCAAGAAUAUCUUCACCCUAUGUAAUCAUCUGUGAAUACAGUCGAGUAUAUUUUUUCUUAUAGUAAGGUUUAAAAAGCUUGUAAAGCCUGGCCUGUAGUGUAUUGGCGUCGUGUGGGACUCAUGCCUCACUUUCGUGUCUAACUACUAAACCACUCCUUACUGUUUUUUUUCGCCAAGGUACUACUUCGUACUUUUGCUCGCGGAUUUUCCGCAGCUGUCUCGGAGCCUCACUUGACCCUUGAAAUGGCUCGACCUUCUCGACUUUCCACUUGCUUUCCGUCUUCAUCUUCUACGUCCCGUUUAGCUCCUGUUUCAGUGAGUCAUUCAGCUUCCAGUCUUAUCCCGAUCUACUCGAAUAGUCCCCGGCGUGAACUCACCCUACUCCGUCUAAACAAUCCCUGGCGGCGGAAUUUCUUUCGGUACCGGUGUCUGUUUCGUCAGCCAAUUAGCUCCCAAGUCGGAAAGUUCACAGCGGUGAAUCCACCAUAUGGUAAAUUCCCCGGCAGCAGAUUUGUCGCUAUACCGACAUUCGUGAGCCAUUUAGCUCCCCGCUUCGUCCCGAUCAACUUGAUCUAGUCCCCGGCGGUGGACCUAGCCUACAGCCAGUAGGUGCUGAGAUUUGACCAGCGACUCCGAGUGUUGCAUAGCUUCCGGCUCACUGCCAUCCCAACAAUCCACAGCUAGCCGUUCCAUGCGAUCUACUCGCUCUAAUCCCUGGCGGUGGAUCUAGCCUACUCACGUGCUACCCGGUAGGGUAUCGAGGUCGUCUGGUGCCCCGGCGAUCCGAACCCGGUGCUACGUCGCGUGCUACUCAACUGGUCACCGACGGUGGACCUAGUCUACACCGAUGGAGAGUUCCCCGACUGUGGAAUUUCUCCUGAGAUCCGAUGUGUAGUUUCACGGCGGCUUCCUGGGCGAUGGCGCUACUUUGUUAGUCCCUUCACUGAUUCCUGUGCAGCUCGAAGGAGUAUACUCAUAACUACUUUGUUUACAGUAUCCUAGACAUGCUCGACGUGGCACAUCUCUUUGACGAUAUUGCCAAUUGUCACACCAGGCAUACCUCUUUGAACCUAGGGCAUUCGAAGACCACGUGUUCCGAUGUUUCUUGCACGUUCACACAGUCCGGGAAAAGGGGUAACUAAGCAUGUCCAAACCGAUGCAGGUUCUUCCGGAAGCAUGCGUACCCGGUCAAAAACUGCCUCAAAUGAAAGGUCACCACUCUAUGCUUCCUAUGCACCUAAGUCGACACAUUUGGGAUGAGUCGGUAGGUCUACCUUCCUUUCUUACACCCAAAACUCGGCCGUAAUACCUUUACGGUAAUAAGAAAAAAUUACUCUAAUAGCAAGACGUUUCAUGCUAAAACGGUCCCAACAAAAAAUUCCCCAAAUGGCAAUACCAACACAUUCAAAUCUCUUCUGCAUCGCACUCAUGUUUCAUCAAUUCUUAAAUAUUAACGCGUCGAAUUGUCUGGAAGUGUGUAGCACUUCGCUUGUCAUUGUAUUGCGCAUCGAGCAAAGCGAACAUAAUGAUGAUAGAGACGAGUUUCGAUUUUUUCUACGCGACACAUUCCGUAUUUGAAGAUCGGCUCACACUCGGCUAGCUUCAAAGCACAGUCAGAAAAAAAACGACUCGGAAUAGUGGUGGGGUACUUCGGCCGGUGUUAAAUUGAAUUUUCUUUUCUAUCACGGACGUUAACAGCAAGGUAGCGACUGCACAAAACAUGAAUAGUCCUUCCCGUCAUGUAUGGGAAGCAAGACCUAUGGAUCCACGUAUCCGAACCGAGGGUCCAGAUCCAGACACUUGUCUGGAUCUAAGCACCAGGUCUGGGUCUGGUUCAGAUCCGGACUUGGUAAGGGGAAUAGGGGAUGGGCUAGAUCCUGGUACUAGUCCGGAUCCGGGUACUGGUCCGGUUCCGGGUACUGGUCCAUAUCCGGGCACUGGUUCGGAUCCGGGAGGUCCGGAUUUGGGGACUGGUCCGGAUCUGGCAGCUAGGCCGGAUCCGGAAACCGCCUAAGCUUCUUAUUCCACUAUCCAACCGAUCCAGUAAAAAAAUCCGUAAUUCUGGCUGGUUUCUGCCAAUAUUGGGGCAUAUUCCAGCCUGAAUUUGGUCAGAGAUCCGCCAGGAUUCCGGUUGGUAUAGCUCGGUACUAACACUAUCAUAGCAAUCGACCGAAUUAUCCUACAUCCGAACAUAGCCGAGGUUGACACAUACUGAAAAAGUGUUUGAUUGUGUGAUGCGCAUACAUGAAUAGCAACCGAAAUUCGUCAUUCCACCGUUUACUACCUUUGCGGGAAUAUGAGUUUAAUACCGCAAUGCGCAAUUGCCUGGUCUGUUACCGAAAAGACAAUAGAAUCUUACCCAAAAGUAAUAGAAACAUGCCCGUCGGAUUUUGGGUGUAGCGUUGUCUCACUCUUGCUGUCACUUUGCCAACGAGUCCACUCGGACCAGUUUCCUUACAGUACGUGCAUUUCUCCGCUGGGAGCAUUCAACGUCCUCAGCCAGAGUAAUGCAGAUAGGGAUCAUCCCGGCAUACCGCCUCCGACGAUAUCGUUGUGUACGCACUCGCGACAUGAACAGCCAUUUGACGAAACGUGCUUGUCAACUUCAUCCGGUUCCGAUUUGAACUCAGUGCAGCAUGCCAGGCCGGUACGCCAUACCUCAGUAUUGAGGAUGAGACACUUGCCAGGAGACGUCUCGUGCUGAAUCUUGCUCCUCCUAUGUUCAGCAUGAUCCUUGCCAAUGCGUUAGCUGCCUUCGCAGCCUACUCACGUAUAUAACCGACAUGGACGUUGUAAUUUAACCGACCGUCGAACAUCACGCCCAGGUGCUUCAGUGAACGUAUCGAUGGGAUUGAGUGUCCUCCGACGCUGAUCACGACGCGCUGGAUUUUUUGACGGUUGCUGACCAACACUACCUCCACUCAGCUGCAUCUUGACGUUAGCCAUCCAGGUUUCCACGAAGCCUAUUCUCUCUCCCGUUAACAUCUCUACCUCCUCAAGGGUUUCACCGGUUAUGUUCAGGACAAUAUCAUCUGAAAAGCCGACAGUCUCGACUCACCUGGGACUUCCAGUGUUGUACGGAGCCCUGAGGUACUCCCACCGUGACCCUAAUCGACCUCUGUCCCAUGUUCGUCUCGUAGGCCAGUACUAAAUUCUGAAAGCAACAUUUUAAAACCUUGCACAUUGUGAAUGUCUUCUUGACUGUGUCUUGACUGUGACUGACUACUAAGUAAAAGCAAUAUUGUUGUUUUCGCUGUCUAAUUUAUGACUGAUUAGCCGAAAAACUCCUCAUAAAAAACUUUGCACAAAUAGUCCUGGUCUCGCAUUCUGUGUAACGCUAAAGCGAUAGCCACCCAUAUGGCGCUGUUGAACGCGUUCUCCACAUCGAUCGUUACCACGGCGCAGUAGCGUUUAUCCCUCCUCCUUUGCUUCAAUACUUUUUUCGCGCUCGCGAUUGCUGUGCGGGUUGCCCCCACCGUCGAGAUCUUUUUCCGGAAUUCGAACGGCCUCUGCGAUAGUCCGUUCUCAUUGUCAUCGCAGUUCGUCAGCUUGUUGAGGAUGGUCCUUUCCAGAAGUUUCACAAGAGUAUCCAGCAGGCAUAUAGGUCGCUAUGAUGCUGGAUCUCCUAGUGGCGUCCCUGAUUUUGGCAGCAACACCAGCUUCUCCCAUCCAUCCGGGAAGUAACCUCCGUCCAGGAAUUACUGUAUAACUAUCCUUUACACGUCCGAAAAUGCCAGGAUCGCGGUCUUCAAUGCCACGUUGGGAAUACCAUCCAGACCGGGAGCUUUCGUCUCUUUCAGCUCUUCCGCCAUCAUAAGGAGCACGUCAGUGGAGACACGAUUGUCACCAGCAUCAACGUACGGCGCAGGAGGACAUGCGGUUGGGACGUCCUUCAGGAAAAGACCCUCCACGGUAAUUUUCAGUUUGUCAGCGCAUAUUUCAGCUGGCGUCAUUGAUCUUGGCCAUCACGACACGGUAAACGUUGCCCGCCGGGAGUUAGCGUCUACUUCUGCACAGCUCCAUGUUGAAGGUUGGAUUACCCAGCAUUAUUUUUCGUUUAAAAGCAGCCCUAGUCGCCUAGAAUAGCACCUUACACAUUGCUCUGACUGCCUUCGAUCGUAGACAGGCAGCACGGAGGAUGCUGAGUCAUUCGUUCCACCAAUACACCGGACGCCGGCAGUUACUCGGCUCCAUUUUCCGCGGUAUUGUUGCAUCACUGUUUCCGACGGUAUUCAGAAUUGGAGCGAGGCUGUCAGCAUGAAGUGCUUCCAUAAGAAGGGCCCCGUCGAUGUAUUUUAUUUGAGAACGUGAAACUCCCGGAAUUGUCGGGAUAAACACUGUAUUCAAAGGGGCUUUGAUUGACCAUCCUACUAACGUAGAUACUGUCUGCACUUUUCGCAGCGAGGGCCGGGAAUCCAUCAUCGAUGUCACUUUCUGUAGCUCUGGACUGACAGGAAACAUGAACUGGAGCGACCAUCAAGCGAUCUGGUGCAGCUUUGGGCACAGGGCACAGUUUGAACGACCUGGAAGGAAGAUAAAACAGCGAAGGUGCAAAGUAACAAUCUUCGAAAAGGGUGGGUUCGUCGCAGCGUUUAGAAAUGAGGGCAUCUUCUAGACCCUGAUUACGGACGAGCUGACGGCAGCACUAACAAGGGUGACCAUGCCGAGGCCUGUAAUGCCGAAAAACGGUCAUCAUUCUGCAAAUUGGUUGAAUACGAUGAUUGCCGAUCAACGUAUGAGUUAUCUCCGAGCCUGGAGAAGUCCGUCUUAGAAUGACACCGAAAGGCAGGAACGAAUGUUGGUGUACAGAGCUGCAAGAACCGCUCUCAACAAAGCAAUCAAGCUAUGCAAGAAAGCCUGUCAUGUGCAGCUUUGCUACAAAGUCAACGCGAAUCAUUGGGGAGACGCCUACAGGACUGUUCCCGCAGCAUCUGGCUGCUUCCAUUGAACAGUAAGGAAAAUAAUUAUUUAUUAAUUAAUUUAUUUAUUUCGUAUAAUUUCAACAAACCUGUAUUGAAAAAAAUUUCUUACAAAGUAAACAAUAAACAAUUAUCAAACGUCACAUUUUAACAUAAACGGAAACAAUCUGGGCAUAUUCAACGUUCAGAAACAAAAAAUCCACAGUGGAAAUAAUCAUUGGAAAAGGUGAACUGCAUUGAUUAACAUUGAGGUUCCCACGUUGUGCUGCUGCGGUUGGUAAAGUGUCGGUAUCGGACAUUUCGUGGCCAAGUAGUCGUUUGCAACGCCAGUGACUUCCAUUUUAUGGCAAUCCUUAUUCUAAAUGAUGCUUAAACAAUAGAAUCGCAUGACCUCCAAAAUGGCACAAGUUUUGUAACUCCGAUUGUGUCCAUUGAACUAAGUCCGAGGCACUGUACGACUAGUGGUGUUUAUUUCUUUCUCAGUUACGUGCACUUCAAUGUUUGAUAAGAAAAGAGAGAACUCUGCAUCACUCGUCUUCGACCAGCUCUGUGAUGACGGUUCAUUUUGUGAAGCGGGAACGUUUUGUAGAAUGUUUCUAAACACACGUCACAUAGCCAGAUGACAUUCUUCGUGAUUCUGAUAAACUAGCCUUUUGCAUUCCAUACUGAACAAUAACAACUGCAAAGGAAUGACACCUCGGCAGUUUAAUUAAAUGACAUAGGUUUUAAGCGAAUAUCGUCAAAUGGUGUUCGAUUUGUACGUUGAUUAUGACGGGUAGCACGGCACACGAUCUAGGCUACGGAAAUUGGCACUUUAAAAGACGAAAACGAUUAAAUUUUCGUGCGCAAUUCAACAAAAACCGGGAACAGAGAAACUAAACCAAGGAGUUCUCAGGUGAUACGAUUCUCAAAAACGCCGAUCAGCCAUGUUGGUUCUAUAAACGACAGCUAACAACACAAGUUGUUCGCUGUCAUUUUUCUUCCCCGCAGUCUGCUGCACGCUUACCUCACUCCUCACCUAGUUACUGCCAAAGACGAAU